This is a messenger RNA of Aedes aegypti (yellow fever mosquito), 6363 nucleotides long. It is a transcript of the gene Wnt5, whose product is annotated as protein Wnt-5. NCBI's taxonomy places the organism in Eukaryota, Metazoa, Arthropoda, Insecta, Diptera, Culicidae. The transcript is spliced from 10 exons. Gene Ontology annotation, cellular component: extracellular region. Bases 1267 to 4335 code for a protein of 1022 amino acids. The record is from RefSeq and is a predicted model, not a curated record. Gene Ontology annotation, biological process: cell fate commitment; canonical Wnt signaling pathway; multicellular organism development. Gene Ontology annotation, molecular function: frizzled binding; cytokine activity.
AGUCCGUGGUUGAGCAUCAUCGAGAACGGAAGGGAGUGUGUAACUUGCAAUCUACCGACGAGACUGAAAGGUGCGUUCCUGCGCUAUAAAAGUUUAGCAGAAGGAGAAGAGUGAAGAAAUAAUUUACCCGGAUAGUGAGGGCAGUAAAAUGAAAUAAAAACUAAAUGAAUAGAGUUUACUGUGAAGAUGUGUAUGCUUGAAAGUGGAGCAUCAACGAAAAUCGAUUCGCGCGCGCUUUUUGAUGAAUAGAACAUUGCCGAAAGUGAUCUUGCCGCCGCCGCUGCCGACUUCAAUGUAUGCUUCGUUUUAUAGUAAUUUUGGAUUCAUUGAUACAGCUCUGAAUGUUGCCGAUAGUGAAGAAGAAUCUAAGAGUAUCCUCAGAGCAAGUAAAACUGGUUCAAGAAACAGAACGCACAUGAAAUUGACGUGCACUGCAGUGAAGUGUUACUGGCAGUUAACUAACGAUUCCACGUUUUUUUAAACAAAGUUUUGCCAACAAUAAAAUAUAUGCAUAAUGUGUAAAGUCACUUAAGAAGGUGUGCAAAAUGAAUAAAUCGAAUUAAGCGAAAUGUGUACAAUUAAUUACGGAGGUAUAAACCGUCGCUGAUAAUUGUGUGAAGAAAUAUCGUAGAGCUCAUGAAUCUCUGCAGCAGCUGCCCUGGUAAAGUGCGACGACUGUAGUUCAAACCAACAGUACAUACCUUCCAGCAGUGAGUCUCUCUCGUCGUCGGUGCGGAGGCAGCAGGCUUUUAUGCAAAGCUUUUUACCUUCGCCGCUGUGUCUGGAGUUGUGGCUCAACUUACUCCGCAUAAAUGAAAGAUCGCGAAGAUAGAAGGCGCUCUUAGUCUGGCUGCAUGAGCUGCAUGAAUAAGAGUAUAUACACAACCAAAGCACCAGGCAACACAAUCAGGCAGCAUUUAGCAUCUUGUUGGUGCUGUUGUUGGGUCUUAUUAAUUCCCUCGUGGUAAAGUGCUUUUAAUGAUCGGUGCCGGGAUUUGCCGGGAUAAAGUGUAUCAAAAAGAAAAAAAGGAAAAUGUAAAGAUCAUGAAAUAAUGAAUUAAAAGAAAUUAUCCAUAUUUCAAUCAAGUUCAUGUGCAUUCCAACAACAAACGAAUAAAGACCGAGUGAGUGUGGUUGAAGAAUGUAAUUAUAAUGUUGGCUUAAUGUUCGGCAGCAAAACACCUUAAAGGUGGUAAAUUUUUGUACAGUUUUAAGAGCAAAAAAGGAGUAAAAAAAUUGAAAACCGGCAAUCAAAGUGAAACGAAAAUGGCCUCCGCAAACACGCAGAAGAUGAAUCUGGGGAUUAUUCUUGUUGCUCUCUUUAUAAUCGUUUCCAUACAUUGCGGCUACGGACAUAAUUACGGACAAGGAGUACCGACAUGGAUAUGCCUCGGACUGAAGUCGCCUUUCAUCCAGUUCCGGUCGGAGUUCGAGGUGCUCUCGAAUAACAGCAUAUCAUUGAACCUCACAGAAAUACGACACAAGCUGAAAAGUGUACAAAAUUUGGACCACUUCAUUCGUCCAGUGGAUAAUGGACGAAAGGAUGAUGGCAAGAGACAGCUUCUCUCUGGUUCUGGACAAUCUUCAUCGACUGGUGUGGUCAAUACGCUUCCUAGCAACAUGACGAUUACAUUUCUGACCACAACACCACCGUCGUUCGUGAAUCAUUUCGAAAUAACGACAGAGAAUGGCUAUUCGAACGAUAUAGACGUAGAGAGAAAAAGCUUUAGCGAACAUAUGAUAUCUGAUGAUAGCAGUAAAAAGGAAAGAAAAUACAUCAUACCACUAGCACUGAAGACUUCCUCCAAUGAGAAGGAAAAAACGUCGUCCGUAUUUCAUGGAUCAUCGACCAAUAUUGACGACCUGAAACGCCACAUUUUGAUGCUCCAAAAUCUGACUCAGUCUGAUAAAAACUUUCAGAGUAAAUUUGUGGUUUUCCCUUCGUUACAGAAGAAUGGAACGGAAUCAUCAACCAUCACUGCAGUACCAGCCACGACAAGUGUUCCUACGACAACUACAACUUUUCGUCCUCCUUUCCAUCAAAUGCCAGUGCUGCAAAUUAGGGAAGAUCAAAGUGCGGUUAAAGCGUUCCCUGAAAAGUUCACACGACUGCGUCCAACGAUCAAUAUGCCUCGACAAAUCCUGCCCAACUCUCAGGAUAUAUUGUCCGAUAAUAAAGACGACAUGUUCAAAAUGGAAAAAAUUACAAUAGUCCCGCAGGUUUUUUUACAAAAUGACCAAACUCCGGAUUCCACGACAGAUGAAGAAAAUAAUAACAAUAAUUACGGCCACAAUAACGACCGAAAGAAAGAGAUCAAAGGAAAUGACGGAGAGAGUAUCAAGAAUAAAAAACCUUCGCCGCCCGUCCAUCAUGGUACCGGUCUCAGCAGAGAAGGGACAGCAGAAGAGAUAAGUAAUAAAUCUCCUCUGUCGGCCACAAUACUACCACCAGCUUGGAAACUCGGACGCAACAACAAAACCACAUCGGCGGCAUUGGCGUCUAGCGCGAUACAAACAGCCACUGCCGCCAAAGAUGCUGAAUUUGAUAAUGCCUCUACACGUGGCACCAGCAUUGUACGAGGAAACGGCAAGAAGCGGAAUCGGAAAAAUAAAAAGCCAUCCGAACAACCAAUUAACUCCAAUCCGGUUCAUGAUAUCCACGUUGGUGUAACGAACCAAAGCUCAAACAAGACCAAAGCCGGCAGAAAAGGUGCUAAACGGCUUCAAAGACUUCAGCAGAAAGCAUUUAUGUUGCAGCAAUUAACAUCCAGCUCAUCGACUGUUGCGUCUCCUCCUGCAACGACUGCUGCCAGCUUCAAUCGAAAACUUUCGCGUUUCCGCCGAGCCGAACGAAUCACGAACAAAGCUAUGCGAUCUCAGCUGGAGCAUACUUACGCCAAAGAUAGUACAAUAGUUCCAAUAUACGGAUCAAUUAACGGGUCCAGUGUAAGUGCCAUAACCGGUCUAGGUAGUAGAAGUGUUAGUGAUAAAAAUACCACAGUUUUUUCAAUUGAUAGCAACAAUAGUAAUGGUGGCAAUCACAGUGAAAAAGAUAUAAUCAGUCUAAACCCGGACCUAUGCUACAAAGUGACCGGCUUAAGUGGAGGACAACAGAAACUCUGCGCUCAACAUACAAGCGUCAUGCCGGCCAUAAGCCGCGGAGCAAGAGCCGCUAUUCAGGAAUGCAAGCACCAAUUCAAGCAUCGCCGAUGGAACUGCAGCACUAUAGAGGACGACACCGUAUUCGGACCAGUUUCAAAUAUAGGUUCACCGGAGAUGGCAUUCGUCCAUGCGCUGGCGGCGGCUGCUGCUGCCAGUUUUAUCGCUCGCGCCUGCCGUGACGGACAGUUAGCAUCAUGUGGAUGUUCGCGGAGCUCUCGGCCUUCACAACUUCACGAAGAUUGGACCUGGGGUGGCUGUGGAGAUGACAUGGAAUUUGGUUACAAGUUCUCCCAAACAUUCAUUGACAUCAAAGAAAAGGAACGAAAACGUGGUACCCGAGGUCUGGUGUCAAUCCCGGCAAAGUACCCCAAAAUAGUGGAAAGGCUACUAGAAACGUUAAAUGACACAAGUGAGCACAUCUUGAACGGAACUGAUACCUUAUUCCGUCCAGAGGAUCUACAGAAGCUACAAGAUAAAAUCGCCAAAGAAAUUUCCAGCUCAAAUCUGGAUCCCAAAGAAAUGAACGAACUACAGGAUAGGAUAAAUAAAGAAAUAACGAACUCCGAAGUGUUCAACUUAAAACAUUUCAACAUAUACGAUAAACUGAAAAAGAUGUUUAAGAAGCCAGAGAAGACGCUGAACGGAGUUAAGUUUAGUGCAUCAGCAAAGGCACGUGCUCUGAUGAAUCUGCACAAUAACGAAGCCGGUCGCAGGGCAGUUAUUAAAAAGUCACGCAUCAUUUGCAAGUGCCAUGGUGUCUCCGGUUCGUGCAGUCUCAUCACUUGUUGGCAGCAGUUGACAUCAGUGAGGGAAAUUGGUGAUUUUCUGCGCGAAAAAUACGACGAGGCUACACAGGUGAAAAUAAACAAACGAGGUCGAUUGCAGGUCAAAGAUCCUAGAUACAAAAUCCCAACGCCACUGGAUCUAGUAUACCUGGAUGAAAGCCCCGACUGGUGUCGACACAACAGGCAACUGAAAUGGCCAGGAACGCAUGGUCGUGUCUGUAAUAAAACUUCAUCCGGGCUAGAUGGCUGUGCAAUUCUGUGCUGCGGACGAGGUUACAACACGAAAAAAAUCGUAGUCAAGGAAAGGUGCAACUGUAAGUUCCAGUGGUGCUGCCAGGUCAAGUGUGAUAUAUGUACACGACAUAUAGAAGAGUACACAUGUAAAUAAAUAUUUGAGUGGAGACAAUCGAUUAAAAAAUAAGUUUUAUGAAGGCAUGCCUACAUUUAAUAAAAAAUAUUGUACAAAUAAAAAACAUUUUUUUUUUCGAUGUUUAACUAGAAACUCUUUUAUAUACUUCUGCUGUAGCCCGUUUAUGAAUUGUGAUUUGCAUAUUUUCGUUAUUAUUCAAAGAUAAAGAUUACACAGGUAUGCCUUCUGUAGCAGUUUAAGAAUGUAAAAGAGAAAUGACUGUAAGUUUGUAUGAAUGGUAUUAUUUAUUUAUUUAAAUAUUGAGAGAACUAUUAGGAAGAAUUACUUGGGGUAGAAAAAGGAACGCUAUCUCAAAGUAAUUAGAUUGCUUAACAUGUGCUAUAUUAGUAACACUAGAUAUGAGUGGUUAACAAUAAUCCUUUUAAUUAAUUCAACAUAUCUUGAGUCGUCCAUACUAUAAUAAACCUUGAUGUUAUUUUCAUUAAACUUUCAAAGCAUAUGAGUAUGAAGAUGCUCUCAGAUUUAUUGUAAAUAGCAAUGGGAAUAUCUGUUGAUAGAUCAUUUCCACCAAAUCUAACCCCCACAUUUCAUUCUGAAUAAUAGUUUUCAAUGACAAUGAUUGAAUUGAUAAAAAGUAAUCAGCAUAUUUAAACACAGGCAAAUAGACGUAACACUUCUCAGCUGGGCAUGGUUCACGCAUUUGGCGUUUAAUUUGAAUUUCAUAUGAACUCGUACAAGGGUUUGGUUUCAGAGUUUAUAUAGUUGCACCACAGACAAACAGACAUAACAUCCGGAUUUAUUUCAUCAUACAGCAAAAGUAGUAGUAGUAGUGUGCCACAUGCUCAUCCGAUGUUGAUGUUCGCAGUACCUACUAUGUUUUAAAAACAUUGUUUUUAAUUGAUAAUUUCUCUAACUGUUAUGUCUGUUUGUGGUUGUAUGUUCAAGGCAGAAUUCAAAUUUCAACUCAUUAUGAUGAUCCAUACACGAGUCCACACAUUUCUUUCUAGAGAUUUAUAUUAAAAGUCACCUCUAUUUUUCUGUGACCUAAUUUAUAUUGUAUGUUUGAGCCAAAAAGUUUAUAUUACUUUCUAAUACAUUCAAUUUAAUGGAAAAAGGAAACAAAGAUAUUAGGUUUUUAAAGUUUGCUCAGUAUUCUGGUGUACAAAUAAAUGUAUGGAAAAGUCAAUGGUCGCCAAAAACUACUGUCAAUCAAAGAAUAAUCUGAAAUGUGGGGAAUAGAAAUGACGGAAGUAGAUAUGCUAUUCUGAAAAAUCUCAAAUAUCAUCCUUCUGACACAAACUCAAAUUUCACAAUGAAAGCUGUGCCAACCUAAAAGAAAUAUAUUUCAGAUUAUUUUUAACGGAGAAAUUCUGUUCCCAUUUGCAACAAAAAUCCCUUGGUCUCUGAUGCUAUUGAUGAAUGCAAGUAAUACAAAAGGAAUUAUUGCAUAAAAUAGAUCGUUUUCAAAUAAAACUGUAUAUAUUAGGUGAAAUACUUGCUUCAAACCAGUAUUACUAGGUGAUUUAAUGUACGAACUUCAUGAAAUGUAAUGUACUUUUUAAGUUAACUAGAACAUUUAUUGCAUCUUUCAUAGUUUUACGAAUAUUUAUUAUAGUUGUAGACUAUAGUAUAACCAUUAUCAUUCAUAAGCAUACUGUGUUCAUUGGAAUGCAAAUGAUAUAUAAACGAUGCGAUAUGUAAUCAGAAUUACACUUUUUACUAUCACGAAUUGAUUCAAGUGUUUAUAUUGAUCUUUAUAAUGACUGGGCCUACCUUUUGUUUAAGAUUACUCAUAAUCUGAGCAAACAUGUGGAAUUUCGGACAACAGCCAAGAAAAUCUUCAUUUCGUUUGUAUUGUUUAUUGAAAACUUCCAUCAAUCUUUUCUAUUGUUCCAGUAAGUCUAAACGCAUGGUAGAAUUUGUAAUGUUUGUCCUAAUCUAGAUGUAUUAUAUCUUUUGAAAUGUAACGAUGAGGCAAUGUAAAAUUAGACAAAAAAAUAAAUAUAUAUUCGUUCUACAGGGCGUUUAUGUUCUUAUUGAAUUCAA